AUGCGACGACUGGGCGGGGAUCAACACGAUUCACUGCAAACUCGUGAAGGGGAAUUUAGGGAACAAGUGUUUUGCAUUCGCUUCAUCUCACCUUCAAAAUUACCCACGGACGUUGCGUCUUCUAAGGGUGUUAGUGCAGAGGAAGCCAAGAAACGAAUCUACGUUGGCCAUUUGCCGCUGUAUGCUCAUCGCGAUGACCUCGUCAAGUACUUUAGUGCAUAUGGCACCGUCGAGACGGCCUUCGUGGCCAAAACAAAGGGUGGGAUAGAGCCUCGAUUCUUCGGUUUCGUCUACUUUUCAAGACCAGAGGAUGUUGAAAAAGUACUGGCCUUCCCGGGUACGCACAGAAUCAGAGGACAGGCAAUUAUUGUGAAGGCUGUGCAACCGGAUUACCCACUAGUGACCUCCCCAAACCCAAGCAUUAUGCAUGCUAACGCUUGCUAUGUCCACCUUUUAAUGCUCGUAUCUUUUCAUUAUCGAUUCGGAAAUAUAGGGGAAGAUAUUUUGAUCGACAGGACGUUUAUUUUGACAUCGGUAAAUUCAUCUUCUUUGUCGACCAAUAACGGAAAUUGCAAUGGAGUACUCCUGCUCCUGGUGAGACCCUAUAAUUGUGUUAUGCGAAGCCCGUUCAGCUCCGCGACUCUCAUUUUCGACAAAAAUAAUGUGAUUCUUUUUUGGGAUUCGAUAAACACAUGUCUACACAUGUGCAAAACGACGGAUUCCUUGAGCCUAACUCGAUCAUUAACUCAACCGCGGAGUUUGACACAUGCGUAA
Mesocestoides corti is the source of this 774-nucleotide messenger RNA. NCBI's taxonomy places the organism in Eukaryota, Metazoa, Platyhelminthes, Cestoda, Cyclophyllidea, Mesocestoididae. The record is from the annotation of a GenBank genome assembly.